CAAAGCUCCAGGGACGGAGUGUCCUGAGAGAUGGGGAUUUUGUGAGCUCUUCAGGUUGGAGCUAGGCUUUGGUGCUCGAGAGCUGUGGAGUAGUCAGAGCUCCUUUACAAUGUGUGAGGAGAUGAAGGCCACUGUGCAGAAAGGUGUGCAGAGCCCUCGGCACAGCAAGGAGGCCCUGAACAGACUUAACCAAGCCAUCCAGCAGCUGAAGACGGAGGUGGGCGGUGCUCAGAGCCAGCCCUGUGAACUAGAGAAAGCCAAAGCCGUGGAGGCCCUGCAGGAUGUGGCCUCAAGCAGCACUAAGGGCAAGCUGGCCUGGCUGGAGGCGGCCCUGCAUCGGGCCAAGCAGGACAUGGCACGGCAGCUCCGUGAGUACCAGGAGCUCAUGAUCGUCAAGUUGGGCCUGGACUUCGAGAUCGCCACCUACCGCAGGCUGCUGGAGGGCGAGGAGCAGAGGCUUGGUCUGGGACCCCGGGCAGGGAGAGAGGCUCCAGGCAGCGAUGUCACUGGAGGUCCUGGCCUGACCUCGGUCUCCGCCCCACUUCGGGCACCCGGACUCUGUUCCCGUGACCUGGACAUGAGCGCCCCUGGCGGUGUUUGCGCGCUCUGCAGCUCCGCGGGCUGUGUCGGGGGCUUUGGCUGCCUUGCCCUUCGGUAAUGCUGAACCCUUUCCUCCCGGCUUCCCUCCGGAGAAGACUAGGAAGUCGUGCUUCUGUCCAAAGACCUCUUGUCUCAGAUUCCCUCGCCUACAGAGCGGGCCCUCACCCACCGUCUCUUUUGCACCUCACCUGGAACUAGACAGGAUGCCUGUGGCUCACCUGACUGAACCUUGUGCCCUGCCCCUCUGACUUGCCCCAUCCGUUGUUUCUAGGCUUCCCCCUUUAAUAAAACUUUCCGCGGUGGCUAACCA
Messenger RNA from Mesocricetus auratus (golden hamster), 910 nucleotides. Its product is annotated as keratin, type II cuticular Hb5-like. The coding region runs from base 110 to 658 and encodes 182 amino acids. NCBI's taxonomy places the organism in Eukaryota, Metazoa, Chordata, Mammalia, Rodentia, Cricetidae. The record is from RefSeq and is a predicted model, not a curated record. Gene Ontology annotation, cellular component: keratin filament. Gene Ontology annotation, biological process: intermediate filament organization; keratinization. Gene Ontology annotation, molecular function: structural constituent of skin epidermis. The transcript has 5 exons.